AUGCAUAAGAACCUGACUGUCACCAGAGCUUCACUUCUGACAGGACGAUUACCAGUUAGAAAUAGAUUCUAUACCACCAAUGCCCAUGCCAGGAAUGCCUACACACCCCAGGAGAUAGUAGGAGGGAUCUCAAAGGAUGAAAUUCUAUUACCACAGGUACUGAAGAAGAARGGUUACGUCAACAAGAUCAUCGGCAAGUGGCAUCUUGGUCACAGAGCUCAUCACCUACCUCUGGAGCAUGGUUUUGAUGAAUGGUUUGGUGCUCCAAACUGCCACUUCGGUCCCUACAACAGCAGCGACAGGCCUAAUGUCCCGGUCUAUAACAACUCUCAGAUGGUGGGAAGAUACUAUGAGGAGUUUGGGAUCGAUAAGAAAAUUGGAGAAUCUUACCUUACACAAAUCUACUUGGAGGAGGGCCUUGACUUCAUAUUUCACCAAAACAUGGCCCAGUGGCCAUUUCUUCUCUACCGGGCAGCAGACGCUACGCACGCUUCAAAACGGUUCCUGGGGAAGAGCCAGAGGGGGCGGAUAUUGCAGCUUGGUUGAUGGUUUUGCCUAGCCCUAGUGCCUACACAGACCUGUCUGUCUCUAUGGUGAGUUGGGAUUUGGCAUUUGAAGUUCCUGAGAUACUGUAGUUUGAAUGGCUUGUGCGUGUACUGCAGGUACAGUACAGUGAUGGAGCUGGACUACGGUGUUGGACAGAUCCUGUCCUGGCUGCGUGCUUAGGGCAUCGAAAAGGACACCUUUGUGUUCUUCACCUCAGACAACGGGGCCGCAGUGAUGUCCGGCCCCAAGCAAAGUGGCAGUAACGGCCCGUUUCUCUAUGGAAAAGAAACUACGUUUGAGGGGGGCAUGAGGGAACCUGCCGUCACCUGGUGGCCUGGACACAUCCCAGCAAGGCACGGUGAGCCAGCAGCUGGACUGUGGUGGAUUGUUCAGCA
This is a messenger RNA of Salvelinus sp. IW2-2015, 941 nucleotides long. Lineage: Eukaryota; Metazoa; Chordata; Actinopteri; Salmoniformes; Salmonidae. The record is from RefSeq and is a predicted model, not a curated record.